ACAGCUUCAGUACUCGAAAAGACACUCGCCAACAGUGCUCGUUGUAGCAGAGAGCAGCUCUGUCGUUCUGCGAAAGAAUCACAUCACUAUCCAUUAUCAGCUUCUUUUGACAACUACUAACACUUCACAGAGAUGACUGUGGUAUAAAAUCGCACGAGGAUAUUUUCACAGCAACCCUAACAUUUUUCCUUCGGACUGACAGGAAGUUCAUGGAAGUUCACGUUUGGAAAUUAAACUCAAAAUUGUGACGCGUGGGAUACAAAAUGUGCAAACGCGCUACGGAAUUCUGUCAAGAUAAACAUUUGAGAUUGCAGAAUAAUAUUUUUGUCUCCGACACUUCUUCGAUGGUCCACAAACGAGGGAAGUCGUCUUAAGCACUAUUGAUUUUAUCUUAUGACGUCACAAGGAACUGUGCCCGCUGAAGUUCUUCGACAUUGCCUACCUGCUGGGAAGCCAUUAUUCUCAAUGUAGGCACUGGGAACGGAUCAAUGCCUCCAUUGAUGUGCAAAUUGCAGAACAGGGCUAAUCUGGUACGUCAUCCAUGAUCCAAGCAGGACCAUAUCGGCUCAAACUCUCUGGGUACCAGGCAACAGACGCCAUGAGAAAAUGUAAGACCGACUUCAGGGAACUGACACCGAGGGAUAAGGUGUGAAACCGGCGUAUUAUCGCUCCUAUGAAAGGUGGACGGCAUUUGAAGUAUCACUGUCAUGAUGAACUCUGUUAGAGGAAUCGGUUUAUGUGAGGAGGUGUUCUGAUGUGACAUUAUAUGAUCAUGAGUAAGUUGACCGUCAGUGUUCCCUCGGCCACACGUCCGGCUGUGGCCCGACAGACACUUCAAGUAGCUCUCAACCGUUCCGUACCAGCCGUGACUGAAGAAUGUGACCGGUCACUCUACACUUAUCCUGCCCAUCAACAGUCCAAGAAAUCCCGCAUGGCACCCACGAGCAGCAGCACCACGAAUGAGUUUGGUACUCGGACCCCUCGCAGUCCCUUGUCCAGGGAACCGGCUGGGACGAAAAUCGUAGACUUUGGUAAAAACGUGGAGCUGCGACCGAGGGGUCAGUUCAACGUGAGGGGCGUGGGGCAGGACGGCUUCUUUCCCCCAGUCAAGUUGAAGACGGGCACGACUGGAGUUCGUUUCUCUACAUCUGCCAGCAGCGUGAGGUCUUCGAAAACCGCUCAGCAACAGACUCCGUCCUCACCGGCAGUCUCCCCUUUGAAUGUCGAGCUUGCUCCUGCCAAAACACCGAAGUCAUUGCCCGGUGCAGAGACUGACCCACCAGGACGUGUAACUGACGACUGGCUUCCCAGUGCACGGACGGAAAACAUGGCACGGAAACAUCUGCUACAAGACCAACCAGCCAACCCUUACAACACCAGGGCUGCAGCGUCAAAGGAGAUUUUUUCUCUGAAAGGUUCAUCCCCCUCUCCGUCGGAGAAAGCCCUGAAGUCUGGGAGCAAUCUCGUCGGGUCUGGGACACAGAGUCAGGCACGGCCAAACAAGGACGCUGCCUGGGUACGCUCCUUCAAGGUGAGGCAGCGGAGGAACAACCGGGUCAAGGAAAUCCUGGAGAGUAAGCCUGCAGGACUGACGAUGGCUAGUCCCAUCAACUUCGACAGUUUUCGGUGACACGUACCAAAUUGGAUGUCAAGUUUGAAGCUUAAUUCGGUGUAAAUAAAAAGAGCGAAGAGCUGACUGUUUCCGUCCACUUUAUGCAAGGCCCGGGGCCUGCUGUAGCCCCUACCAGUGACAUCUUGAUUUUAAUUUUAACUUUCAAACAAAACGCCACAUUCACAACGCAGUUAACUUGAUUUGGCGCCAAACUGUAAAUGUGCACUGAAGUCAAACGCUGGAGGUCUUCCUCGAUGGAUCGGCCUUCUCAAAUCCUCAGAAAAGUCGAUGCAGUCAAGAAUGGUGGAUUCAUCCUUCAAAGUUCAAGGGUGUGUACAGCAUAACCGCUAUUCAUGGUAAUGCCUAGCUAGAAAUAAUUACUGCAAUAUUCAGGGUUACGACUUCAAAACGGCUUUUCGCUCCAGCUCCGCAAGAUGUUGAAUACCCGUGUAAAUUGUACAUGCUUACAGAUAAUAAAGUUUGCGAAUAGCGUAGCUGCCAACUAACAUUUCAUUUAUGUGGAACUAUUUUGAAAAAUUGCAAGUUACACGUACAUUGUACAUGAAUCAUUCCUACGUUUACUAUUGUGUUUGGGGAGUUUACACAGCUCUUCCUGAAACGGGGUGCCUUUAACCCCCCCCCCAACCCUUGAUCUAUAGGUUUUAUGUAUUCCUCAAAGAGUGGUCGAGGACAAGUGCACCAUAAAGUCAUUAUACAAGUAUUCCUUAUAUACCGCCCUCCUCCCCCAUAAGACACAGUUCAAAGCCGGCUAUUUCACAGCAGAGGGAUGGAAUCCAACCUGUCUAUACACACAGUAUGAAACAGUCACCGAACAAAAUGCAUUCCUUUCUACGAUUUUUUUUUUUCUACACAAGGUUCACUUUACAAUAUAUAACAAUUACAUGUAUAUAACAAUAUAUAACAUCGACUAAUUCAAACGUCAUGUGAACUAAAAGCCUUUGAAAUGUAUAUUAAACUUAAACCUUCAUCGUUGAUUGGAGAGCCAUCACAGGGACUGGUGAGAAGUCUAUGUUGACAUGCGUC
Molecule: messenger RNA, 2656 nt
Organism: Acanthaster planci (crown-of-thorns starfish)
Lineage: Eukaryota; Metazoa; Echinodermata; Asteroidea; Valvatida; Acanthasteridae
Source: RefSeq, a predicted model, not a curated record